CCAUGACCCUGUCACCUGCUCACAGCUUUUCCUUCCUUGGAACACUUCUGACAGACCCAGUCGUUCAGCCAUCACAGUUUAACCCUUGUCAGAGUCGCUCAAAUCCUCACGUUGCCCAUUUUCCUUUCUGCUUCUAACACAUCGACUAUGGGGACACAUUGUUCACCUGCUGCCUGAUAUAUCCCACCCACCGAGAGUGGUCAUAAUGUUUUGGCUGGUCGAUGUAAAGUUGAGUAUUGUCCACGUAACAAUUAAAGGAUGUACAACUAAGAGGCAGGUCAAUUCUCUCUAUUUCCAUCUGGAGCCCAUCAUGCACUACCUGCGUGCAAAACUAACUGCCAAAACUUUAUCCCCAUGGCGACUUUUAAACUCCCUGUCCUCCCGGUCCCUUUAUGGGGUUCAAAUAUGCACAUACUAUUUAUAUUGCACUGUUGCGUUGCACAUUACAUAACCUACUGGCAUUUUAUUAGUACUUAUUUAGGUUCUGGAUGCACUUACCUGGUUGCAUGUUGUGGGUGUGGUUAUACUAUGUGUGCGUUGUGUUUGCAAAGAUAUUGCUCUUCACUAAUUGCCUAAUAUAAGUUGUUUAUACUUGAACUUGACGCAAAGAGGACAGAUUAUCUGGCAUAAACAGGGAAGCACAUACAAAGAGAAAAGAAAAGGCUAGAGGACUGACAUGACCUGAGAGUGCAAACUGUUUGAGUGCAUCUGUCUUGUUAUUGUCACAUCAUAAAAUUAAUAAAAACUAAACAGGAACCAGCAGAAGUCUGAAUCAUCACAACAGUUUUUACUCAUAAUAAUAAUCGCCACCAGCCUGAAAUGACGGCGAGCGUGUUUUUAAAUUUUCCAUUUGCACUGGUGAAUGUUGGUGUUGGACGUCACGUGGUCCGUGAUGUAAGUUUGAACUAGAAAAAAGGAAGCUAAGAGGCUGAGGAGCUCAUUCAGCCUGCAGCUGCAGAGAAAUCAGCCACGGAGGAAAAAGACUCUGUUCAGUUCUUCAAACUUCUUUAAGCAGUUUACAUCAAGACCAUGUGCGACUUCGAUCUGAGGGAUGCUUUAGAGACCUCACCUGAUGUAGAUGAUUCAGGAUUUGAAUCCUGCUGCUUUGACAUGACGGAAGUUCAGGAUGAGAUCUUCAAGCUUGAUGAGGGACUGGACCUGGUGGUCUCCCGCAACCCAAUGACGGUGCAGUGUGUUGCCAACCUGGUGGUGGCAAUCAACAGGAUGAAAAAGCCUCUAACCAACUAUAGCAGGCAGCUCAGUGGUGAAGAGCUCUGCAGCAUGAUCAUGGACAGCCUGGUGGACGUAACGGCUGUCGAGGAGUGCUGCUCAGAGAGGGGAAAAAAGUACCACCGUGCCAACAGUGUGAAGACAAUCACUCUGAGCGACCGCAGUAAGAAAGACAUCAUCUACAACUCAGUAGCGUUAAAACUGCAGGCCAUCACUCUGCAAGGUGGACACAGCGACCGCAAAGUGAAUUUUAAACUUUCGAGGUACAUCGACUAUGAAAGCAAAAGUAGUCUCGUUGUUCUGUCCAUCACCAACUUGUACAUGUCCUGCUCCAUGGAAGGCGGUAAAGCUGUGCUGAAACUGGAGCAAUUCUCUGAGGAGGAGUUUAACCGCAUCGACUGUGAAAAAAUGAAACGUUUCCUCUUCCUUAAGGGAAACGAUGCAAUGAAUUUUACCACUUUUGAGUCUCUCAGUUGCCCCAAAUGGUUCAUUAGCACCUAUGAAGAGGAAAACCAGCCUUUGGAGAUGAGUAAUGUGGACAUUGCAAGAUGUUACUUCAACGUAAACUAAAAUGUAUUGCUGGGUUUAAGAUGCCGUUUAACGUAAAUUAUGCUGAGGAUGCUUUUUGUAUUCACCACUAGAUGGAGUAAUUGUCUGCAGUGAUAAUACUCUCUAGGUGAGGUAGAGAUUAUAAUUAAUGUAACUUACUAGAAACAGCUUUUUAUUCACUGACAAACGGCUUCAUUCAUCUCCUUUGGUAAAUAAAGAGAAAAAAAUGUAACAGGAUAUUCCUCUAAACUACUGAUUAUUUGUUAUUAUUGUUCCUGAAAUUCAGUUUAUUAUAUUGUCCGUCGUGUGUUGUUCUGUUGCUCUGUAACAGGAAAUUUAAAACAUAAGCAUGUAAAACAUCACAAGUAUGUAUAAGUGUAACGGGCUAUAUAUGCCUGCGUAAAUGUGAAUAUUUUCAGUGUUUUUGUUGAUUUGGUUAAUGUCUUUUAGAAAUGUUUAUGUAUCAGUUAACCUUUGCUAAUCCUGACAAACAUUGUGCAGCUUUGCAGAAAUGUAUUCUAACCCUUAUAUCGAUCGAAUCACUCCCUUCCCGUCCAGUUAAAACCAUGUAUCUGUAACGUGAUGAUGAAUGUCUGUAAUGAACUGCAGGAUGAAGAGUUCCUUUAUGCCCUUCUUAAGCUAAAUAAACUU
This is a messenger RNA of Micropterus dolomieu (smallmouth bass), 2430 nucleotides long. It is a transcript of the gene il1b, whose product is annotated as interleukin 1, beta. The record is from RefSeq and is a predicted model, not a curated record. Gene Ontology annotation, biological process: cellular response to lipopolysaccharide; immune response; macrophage chemotaxis. The transcript has 6 exons. Lineage: Eukaryota; Metazoa; Chordata; Actinopteri; Centrarchiformes; Centrarchidae. Gene Ontology annotation, molecular function: cytokine activity. The coding region runs from base 1030 to 1800 and encodes 256 amino acids.